Phacochoerus africanus (Common warthog) is the source of this 856-nucleotide messenger RNA. It is a transcript of the gene C4H5orf46, whose product is annotated as chromosome 4 C5orf46 homolog. Lineage: Eukaryota; Metazoa; Chordata; Mammalia; Artiodactyla; Suidae. The record is from RefSeq and is a predicted model, not a curated record. The transcript is spliced from 4 exons. The coding region runs from base 97 to 351 and encodes 84 amino acids.
ACAGCGGGUGAGGUCACCUAUAAAUGCCGUAUAAAUGGAGCCAGGCUUCAGGUGCCUCUGAACCAUUUAUCCGCAUCGAUACCCUCUGCUCCAGACAUGGCUGUCUCAGUGCUUCGGCUGACAGCUUUUUUGGGACUGCUUAUCCUAAUCCUGACCUGCCAGGCGGAUGUCAAGCCCGAUGUCAAGCCCGAUGAAUCGGGCAAGAACCCACAGCCAGAGUUCCCCAAAUUCCUCAACCUCUUGGGCUCGGAGAUCAUUGAGAACGCAGUGGAGUUCAUUCUGCGCUCCGUGACAAGGAGCUCAGGAUUUGUGGAACUUGAUGAUAAACGAGGAGAACAUGCAGCAAAGUGACUUCCCCAGGACACACCUACAGGGCUCCAGAGUAAGCCAAGGGCAGCCAAAUCCUGCUUUUCCGGUUCUUCUGUUUUACCAGUUCUCCAGCACAGAGGCCUCAAAUCAGCUCCCAGCAAGUUCUUAGAAUCAAUGAGCUCCUUAGCAAGUUCAGGCCCUGGCUUCAACCAAACACAGCUUGUUUUGAACAUCCUGACUGCAUUGUUGCUUCUACAAGUCAGAAUCAAUGUGUCUCCUUUGCAGUCACAUAGCCUAGUUCAUUAAGAAGAUUUUUGUUAAUGGGAGUAAACUUUCCUGAGUAUGUUUAAGGUUUUUAAUGAUGCAAAAAUAUGAAACUUAUAAAAAUUAUUAUUAUCCAGAAUAAUGGAAGGACAUUUCAAGCUAAGAGAACCCAAAUUCAGGUAACAUGACAAGUCCAAAGUCACAGAACCAGUAAAUGACAGAAAGAGGACUUGAACCUGACUCCAAAGAACAAGCUCUGAACCCCUAAAAAUGUACGAAGUUU